GUUCACUGUGGAGAUGAGUUUGUGAUCGUUCAUAUGAUGCGAAAUAUUUUCCACUAGAAAUAUAACCGUGUGCUUUGUUAUUUCUUCAUCACAGUAAAUGGUUAAUAAGUUUAUUUAUUCUUAUGUUACUUAAAAGAAUUACUAAAUAUCUUAGAAGAAUUCAACAUUUUGAGUGUCAUUGCGAUAUUAUUUUGGCUUCAAAUACAGUUUUCGUUUUGUUCCUUGUGAUGCAUUAAUUCCUCGAGAUUCCACGAUACAAAUCGAGUUUACCGUUAUGAUUGCAGCAAUUGGACGUGGUACAGAUCGUGCAGUGACGCAGCGAACACGUGAGCCGCAUAUGGCACAUCUCGAAGAGAUGCCCGACGCAUUCGCAAUUCGAGAUAAGGCCUGCGCAGUGCAUGACCAAAUUCGUCAGUAAUGGCAGCACACCCAGGACGACUGAUCUUACUGAGAAAGGGCUUGUGUAAUAGCCCAUUAUGCUACGAGAGCUUUAAGAGAAACUUCAUUUGAACACACUCUGUAUAUGGUAUCUUUACCAUUAGCAAUUUUAUCAAUUCUAAUGAUCCGUCAAGACUGACACCCAGUUACAUGUUCUCCUAAACUUUCGUGUUCAUUUGUUUUUAUUGGUACAUUCGCUAGUAAUAUUCAUUGAAGUUAAAAUAAAACCUAAGUCUGAGUUGACUUCAAAAUUCAACAAUUAAAUGUGUACGAGGCGCCGAGCCACGACGCGACAUUGCGACUAUUGCCGUCUGUGAUAAGAUCGUAUUGUUUAUAUGUCGCAAUUAGUUCGUAUAAACAGUUGGCAUCAAUGAAACGCUAUACGCUUCCCCGAGCCGGCGGGCACUCGUUCGCGUGCAUCACGCGCUAUCUCGAGCUAGAGCCAUGUGGAGGCUGCAGCGAGCGAUGCAUAGUGCACGGCCGGCGAGGGGAGCCCCGCACGUCGCCGUGCCGUCCCACACCCGCCCGACCCACCGACCCAUCGAGCUCGCACUCAGUACCCCACGACACGUCUCGCCCAGCGCCCGCUGCGCCUUGCGAGACUCCGUGCGUUGUCACCGUUCACAAUAAUCUCCGCCGUGUAAAAAUAAGCCGGGCGACAGACAGUAACGUCCCAAGUUAUAUUUAAAUGAUAGCGCGGACGUGGGAUCGAACUCGCCUCGAUUGCUCAGCUGCAUCAUGAGGCUAACGCGCGGCAUAACAUGCGAGUGCGCGGGUGCGACCGCGUGCCCGCCCGGCGCGCCCAACGGCACCUGCGUGACGCAGCCGGGCGGCUACUGCUUUGUGGCCGUAGAAGAAGUGCUGGACGAUGCCGGGCGAGUAGUGCUCGACCGCAGCGCCGGCUGUCUGCCGCCUGACGAGUCGGGAUUCAUGCAGUGUAAGAGCGCGCAGGUGCCGCACCAGAACCCGAAGGGCAUCGAGUGUUGUUCGGACACGGACAUGUGCAACGUGCGGCUGCGGCCCCCCCUUCCCGCGCCACCCGCCGCCCCGCCCGCGCCUGCGCCCGCUCCCCCGCCCGCGCUGCUGGUGGCCGGCGCGCUGUGCGUGGCACUGCUGGCGGCGCUGGGAGCGCUACUGUUGCUGUGCCGCCGCCGCCGCCGCGGCAAGCGCCCGCCCUCACCCGCGCCUGCGUCGGUACCCGCCGCGGAGGUCUCCUCCGGCUCCGGCUCCGGCCUGCCGCUGCUCGUGCAGCGCACCGUCGCCAAGCAGAUCCAAAUGGUCGAGUCCAUCGGCAAGGGCCGCUACGGCGAGGUGUGGCUCGCGCGCUGGCGCGGCGAGAAGGUCGCCGUGAAGGUGUUCUUCACCACCGAGGAGGCGUCCUGGUUCCGCGAGACGGAGAUCUACCAGACGGUGCUGAUGCGCCACGAGAACAUCCUCGGCUUCAUCGCGGCCGACAUCAAGGGCACCGGCUCCUGGACGCAGAUGCUGCUCAUCACCGACUACCACGAGAACGGCUCGCUGCACGACUACCUGCAGACGGUCGCGCUCGACGCUAACAGCCUCGUCGCGAUGGCGUACUCGAUAGUGAGCGGAUUGGCGCAUCUGCACAUGGACAUCUUCGGGACGAAAGGCAAGCCGGCGAUCGCGCACCGCGACAUCAAGAGCAAGAACAUCCUCGUGAAACGGAACGGGCAGUGCGCGCUGGCAGACUUCGGGCUGGCCGUGCGCUACGUGGCCGAGAGGAACGAAGUGGACAUAGCUCCCAACACGCGCGUCGGCACGCGCCGCUACAUGGCGCCCGAGGUGCUGGCCGAACAGCUGGACGUGACCAACUUCGAGGCGUUCAAGACGGCGGACGUGUACUCGCUGGGGCUGGUGCUGUGGGAGAUGUGCCGGCGCUGCGCCACCGACGAGCAGGCGGCGGAGGCCUACGCGCUGCCCUACCACGAGUGGGUGCCGCCCGACCCCACCUUCGAGCAGAUGCACGCUGUUACGGUGGCUCGCCGCCUGCGCCCUCCCAUCCCCGGCCGCUGGGUGUCGCGCGAGCCGCUGGCCACGCUGGCCACCCUGCUGCCCGAGUGCUGGCACCACUCGCCGCCCGUGCGGCUGACGGCUUUACGCAUCAAGAAAACACUCGCCAAGUGCAUGCACUACCCCACGCUCAAACUCGUCUGACCGACCCGCCUCAAACCGAUGCCAGACUGAACUCGGAAACGGUCAGGUCAGACCUACCCCGGAAUCUCUCGACGGUGAAUCGUAGACUCGGGUCUAUAUCGAUCCUCGCCGGCGCGGCUCGACUCGACUCGAAUGGAAUCUCCACAAUCGAUUUUGCAGAGAGACGUGGUCCCGGACUUCACCAGACUGAAUCUUGGACGCCUAAUUUCGGAUGGAGUGGUGUGUACCUGGUGAAUUAUUGUCGUUGCCCUUCGGAGACGACGCGGAACGAAAAGUGUUGUGAUACUGUGACAAUAAGACGCUUUCGAAGAAUAUAAAAAUGUUGUGUACAAAGUUGAUUCCAAAAUUAUAUGGCGUUUACGCAUUUUAUUGUUUACACGAUAGCCGUAGAUUGUACUUAAGAGACGAAGAAAAGACUUAUGUAGUGUGAAUAUUAGAUACGAAAAAUGAACUGAAGUGUCUUGAUUGAGAUGCCUUCGCCACGUGUAGUAUUAACAUACACAAUAGGAUUAUAUUUCGGAGCACUCGGUUGCACAAAAUGGAAAAUGUGCCUUAUUUCCAGUAUGAGCCAAUGUUUUUGUCUAAAAUAAUGAUCUGUUAAGAUAGGGUCUUCUAAUUUUUGUAAUUUCUCAACUAACCAAAUCCUCAAUGAAUUUUAAAUUAAUGACUAAAAUGUAAAGACUCUCAUCGCUACCUACUGACAAUUAGGAAUGAAAUUAUUAUGUAAUUGUUUGUAGUAUAAUUGCACAGCCUACAUCUGUUUCAUUGUAAAUAUAACCGCACAAACCGAGUGUUACGAUAGUUAGCAUUUACUGUGCGUUAAUGCACAAGCCUUGUACAGUGUUGUGUAAAUAUAGAGGAUAAUUAUAACAUUGAAUAGGUAUCUAAUACAUGUUGGUAGCUAAGUUACAAUAAAAUAUUAAUGGACUUACUUUUGCUUUUUCUUUUUAAUGAAUCAUAUUUUAAAAGAGUCAUGGGAACGUUAAUCAUCGUCAGCCCAAAAAUAGCGUCAAUAAUGCUUGCCACCAAUUUCAAUUAAAAGAAGAUAGUUUUUUUAUAAAGUUUAAUGGAAGGGGUCGUUUAAUAUUCAGGACCGGAUUUAAGGCAGGGCAGGUGGGGGGCUUUGGCCCAGGCAGAGA
Molecule: messenger RNA, 3752 nt
Organism: Chilo suppressalis (striped riceborer)
Lineage: Eukaryota; Metazoa; Arthropoda; Insecta; Lepidoptera; Crambidae
Source: the annotation of a GenBank genome assembly